CCGAGUGCCGACGUUUGCAGUCUAGCAUCGCGUACGAGAUUUGACAACAUGCGCAAGCUAAUAGUGCUGAUACUAGUUGCCUUAAGCGUAAUUUACGCGAAAAACUGCACCAACAAAUCGCCGUUUCCGUUUCAUGAUCUUAAACACUCGAAUCAUUCUAAACGCGUAAACGCAACACUGGAGGCGGUAUUCAAUCGGAAAGGAUUCAAUUUCACCCUGAUGGAAGGCUACUCGUGCCGCAACGCAACGGGCACUGUUUUCUGGUACCACGUGUUGCUGGAUGGAGACACCACCCGAUCGGAGGUGUCCUACCUGGAAGGGGUCAACGGUUCCAAGCGAGGCAGAGUAGAUUAUCUGGUUUAUGAAGCUAACAAAGCGCACUAUGUGUAUCGUUGGAAGAUUGCUACAAUAAAGUGAAGAAUGUGAAUAUUGAAUAUCGAGUCAUA
Sabethes cyaneus is the source of this 446-nucleotide messenger RNA. RefSeq lists its product as uncharacterized. The record is from RefSeq and is a predicted model, not a curated record. Lineage: Eukaryota; Metazoa; Arthropoda; Insecta; Diptera; Culicidae. Bases 49 to 417 code for a protein of 122 amino acids. The transcript is spliced from 2 exons.